This is a messenger RNA of Cotesia congregata, 1563 nucleotides long. NCBI's taxonomy places the organism in Eukaryota, Metazoa, Arthropoda, Insecta, Hymenoptera, Braconidae. The record is from the annotation of a GenBank genome assembly.
AUGAAAUUUAAUCUAUUUGUAUUAGAAAAUAGGCCGGCCAAGCAUGGGGACAAGAAAAUCAUCUCCGUGUGUGCUAUCGGCCGAUUUACGAUGGUGAAAACAAAAAAAAAAGAAGCACAAAGAUUCAAGUAUACAGUCCCACAGCUAAAGUCAGCAGUUGCAGAAAUAAAACAGGGAAAAUCUGUUCGAGCUAUCAGUAAGAAAUAUAGCAUACCCAGAUCAACACUAAACUCUAAAGUGAAAGAAACAUCACCUAAAAUCAAGAAAGGGGGUCCAGAGACAGUCUUGACCAGAGACGAAGAGCAGCAUUUAAUUUCCUGGAUGAUGUUAAUGAGCGAGAAUGGAUUUCCCGUCUCUAAAACGCAAUUACUUGGUAGUGUCAAAAUGCUUCUCAGCACUCUAGCGAAUAAGAAUAGAGAGCAUCCUUUUAAGGAUGGAGUUCCAGGUCAACGAAUUGCACAAAAUUUAACGAUAUCCAGAGCCGCUAUUUCUGAAUCUGGUAUUCGUAGAUGGUUUUCUGAAGUUAAAGAAGAGCUGGUCUUGAAAUCAUUGCUCGAAAUCGACGGUAAUAGAGUUUUCAACGGUGAUGAAUCUGCAUUUAUGUUGGAUCCAAAAAAAAAUUUUACAACUUUGUUAAAAAGUGCUGUUGAUACUCUGGAUAUAAGAUCUAUAAUGAAAAAUGCUUUUAAAACUACUGGCUUACACCCAUUUUCAGCAGAUGCUAUAAAUUAUAAUAAAUUAAGAAAUAAAACUAAAGGAAAUGAAGAGCAAGAUAAUGCAUCACCACAAAGUGAAGAUCAUCAUGCACUUACAGCUAUGGAGAAGUAUAUUGAUCCAGUUACGUUGAGAAAGUUUGAAGAAGUCGAUGAUGAUGAAGAGUGGGACGGUGACUUGAAAGACUCAAGUCUUUUUAUGGUUUGGAAGUCUAUGAAAAUGAUCGGUUCUAAGGUUCUGUUCUUACUUUUCUUUUUUCUUUUCUUCCUACUAUUUGUUUCUGUUGAAAAUAGAUUCCUCGUCUGCAGUAUUGCGAGUACUUCGGCUCAAGACCUUGACACUGAUGGUGUUUUACUACGUAGUAAUAACGAUAAUAUUGAUUUUGAAUUUUUGGAUGAACUUACGCCUCAGCAAGCUUCAGAAAAUGCUAUGCAGAUAGCCAUCGACAAUGACUUAAUAAUAAUUGAGGCAGAAAAUCUUCAUGAUGAACCUGAUAAUGAGAUCAGAAUCCAAAUUGAAGACAAUCCUACUGAAGAACAGACCGUUCUUGAAAAUAUACACGUCCAAAAUUCUUUAUCAAUUGAGGAUUCAAGAAUUGAAGAAAACAACGAAACGCUUUCGGGGAACAUAGAGACUAGUUUAGUAGAAGAGCAGCAGCUCAUUGUUCAAAAUAAAGAAAAUUCUACUGACAAUUUUGUGAAUAAAGGCUUUAAUGUCAAUGAAAAUUUUCCACUAUCAUUUCGAGAAGCGCUAUUUUGGCCUGACAAAGCCACUGAUAAAAAAAAAAGAAAAGAAAACCUAAGGAUAAAGAGCCUUCUGUUAUUUCUUCAUUGCAAUGGAAGCACUUGA